Malaya genurostris is the source of this 870-nucleotide messenger RNA. RefSeq lists its product as uncharacterized. The transcript has 5 exons. NCBI's taxonomy places the organism in Eukaryota, Metazoa, Arthropoda, Insecta, Diptera, Culicidae. The coding region runs from base 137 to 646 and encodes 169 amino acids. The record is from RefSeq and is a predicted model, not a curated record.
CUGGAUCAGGUAUCUGGACAUGUAAAUGUUUAUUUACAAAAUCAUCAUAAUUUAAUACUAUCGUCUUGUGAUAUUUGUUGUUUAAAUCAAAAUAGACGCCUUUUUAUUAAUCCAUAUAUAAUAAUUUGUUGUCAGCAUGGUUUGGAUGGAAUCUUGUUGGUCCCCUUGUAUAUGGACAAAUUCUGUAAAAACAGGCAGUUACGCCGUAGCUGCUUACACCGUAGCUAUAUGUGUAGUUCUGAUCACGAUGACUGUCUACAUGCUAACAGGAGGAGACUCUUCUCAAUUAUACAGCCCUCUAUUUGAAACUGAUAUUCGCGACUCUAUGCAGGUAGUUGGAGGUUUCUUCAUAGCAUAUUUUUUAUUGUUGAUAUUGUCAGCAAUCGGAAUAUGCUAUUCUCUAAAAACAACUACUCGAGGAUGGAUGCUGCCUUGGUUAACGCUUUUCGGUGUGGCCAUUCUGUUCCAAUUCGUAUUCGGACUGUGGUUAAUUGGUGGAUACUAUAUUUAUCUGCAACAAACACUUUCUGCCUUAAUUUUAUGGGUUUGGAUGACUUAUAAUAUUUACUGUUGGAUGUGCGUUUAUUCGCAAUAUCAAAUAUUUGUCGAAAUGCAAUCGCCAAAUAUCGAGCUAUUAAUGCCUUAAAUUCAGACAAUUUUAGUAAUUUUUAUAUAUAGAAUAUAAAAUAUUUUAGAACUACAUCUGAUAAGGAAUCUCGAGAGCAUUUGUAGUACAGCAUUCCGCACAAUAUUUUAGAAUAUUAUUCACGUACUGCGAAUUGUCAUUAAAACUUUGAUCAAACAAAUAACGCUAAUGUUGACCGUCCAUGAAAUAUAAGACAAUAUAUUUUGGAAUUGUUGUUCACUUAA